AACGAAAUAUCUAAUAUUAUUGUGUGUGUGUGUGUGUUUACCGAUUGGUGGUCGUGGGACCUCGGUAGGUGCCGGCGUGCCGCAUAUGUCCAUACCCAUAGGUUGACAACUUCCCGGGACAUGCAUAAAUUCGUAUCUAUAAUUAUAUGUUUAUAUAUAUAUAUAUAUGUUUGUAUAUAUACACACAGUCACGCACAUGUUUUGGCCUCUGAAAUCAACCAACCCAUUUUAUAAUUUAUUAGGUAUUAAAUAAACAAUAAAAACCCGAAAUUUUCUACCAUAUAUAGAGCAAGCAAAGUCGGAAGGUUUCAGUUUAGCGUUGAAUCUCUCUCUCUCUCUCUCUCUCCAAGCCUGCUUGCCUCUCAAUCAACGGUGAUAAGAAAUGGCACGUAAGAAGAUCAGAGAGUAUGAUUCCAAGAGGUUGUUGAAGGAGCACUACAAGAGACUCUCUGGUAAUGAAUUGGCCAUCAAAUCUGCACAAGUUAUUGAGUCAACCGAUUUCAAUGCACUGGUAGAAAAGGAGCCAUGGCUCUCAUCAGGGAAACUGGUUGUGAAACCCGAUAUGUUGUUUGGGAAACGUGGGAAGAGUGGUCUGGUUGCCUUAAAUUUAGAUUUGGCUCAAGUUGCUGGUUUUGUGAAGGAGCGACUUGGCAAAGAGGUAGAGAUGGGGGGAUGCAAAGGACCAAUAACAACAUUCAUUGUAGAACCCUUCAUCCCACACAAUGAAGAGUUUUAUCUUAAUAUUGUUUCAGAUCGUCUUGGGUGUAGCAUAAGCUUUUCUGAGUGUGGAGGGAUUGAUAUUGAAGAGAACUGGGACAAGGUCAAGACAAUAUUUGUCCCAACAGGGAUUUCCUUUACGUCAGAGAUAUGUGCUCCACUUGUUGCAACCCUUCCCUUGGAGUUCAAAGGUGUGAUUGAGGAGUUCAUUAAAGUGAUUUUUGUUCUAUUUUUAGAUCUGGACUUCACUUUCCUAGAGAUGAAUCCUUUUACAUUGGUUGAUGGAAAGCCUUAUCCUUUGGAUAUGAGAGGCGAACUUGAUGACACUGCCGCUUUCAAGAACUUCAAGAAGUGGGGCAAUAUUGAAUUCCCAAUGCCGUUUGGAAGAGUUAUGAGUGCUACAGAAAGCUUUAUCCAUGGGCUAGAUGAGAAGACCAGUGCGUCUUUGAAAUUCACAGUUUUGAACCCGAAGGGACGAAUUUGGACUAUGGUAGCAGGAGGAGGUGCUAGUGUGAUCUAUGCAGAUACGGUUGGAGAUCUUGGCUAUGCUUCUGAGCUUGGAAACUAUGCCGAAUAUAGUGGAGCACCCAAUGAAGAGGAGGUCUUGCAGUACGCCAGAGUCGUAAUUGAUUGUGCGACUGCAGAUCCUGAUGGUCGUAAGAGAGCCCUUGUAAUAGGAGGCGGGAUUGCCAACUUUACUGAUGUUGCUGCUACAUUUAAUGGCAUUAUUAGAGCAUUGAAGGAGAAGGAAUCGAAGCUUAAAGCUGCAAGGAUGCACCUAUAUGUAAGGAGAGGAGGUCCGAAUUACCAAAGAGGUCUCGCGAAAAUGCGGACACUUGGGGAGGAAAUUGGCAUUCCUAUUGAGGUUUAUGGACCCGAGGCGACGAUGACUGGCAUCUGCAAGCAGGCGAUUGAAUGCAUUACCGCAGCUGCAUAAAUCUAUCAACUCUCCAUAUCAAUUUCCAUUCUGUUUCCAUGGAAAAUUUCAUGUGUUCAAUUAAGUGUUAGUUAUUGUACCCUGAAAAUGAGUUGGGACGUUUCAUUGUAUUUUUUUACUUUAUUAUAAAUGGGACAUCCAUAAUUUUCACUGGGAAUGAAAUUAGUAUUCUGAUA
Messenger RNA from Cornus florida, 1830 nucleotides. Its product is annotated as ATP-citrate synthase alpha chain protein 2-like. NCBI's taxonomy places the organism in Eukaryota, Viridiplantae, Streptophyta, Magnoliopsida, Cornales, Cornaceae. Gene Ontology annotation, cellular component: succinate-CoA ligase complex. Bases 383 to 1654 code for a protein of 423 amino acids. The record is from RefSeq and is a predicted model, not a curated record. Gene Ontology annotation, biological process: tricarboxylic acid cycle; succinyl-CoA metabolic process. The transcript is spliced from 13 exons. Gene Ontology annotation, molecular function: succinate-CoA ligase (ADP-forming) activity.